CCAAAAUCAAAAUCCUCUCAAUUGGAAAAAGAAAACACCGACACCAUGGUUACGAAAUCGAAAUUAAAGAUGGCCCUGGCGGCUGAGAAGCAAAUAGACUUUAAGAAGUUGAAGCUGAAGAAGGCGCAGAAGGCGGCGAGGAAGCAGAAAGCGAAAAAGGCUGGUGAGGGGAAGGAAGAGAAGAAGGUUGAGGGGGAGUGGGAGGAUGUAGAUGGCGGUAGUGAUAGCGAGGAUGAGAACGCUGAGGUAGAUGAGGAUGAAGAGGAGAGUGAGGCUGAAGGUCCUAAGAAGAUUGAUAUUGAAGGCAUCGACGAAAGCGACAGCGAUUCUUCGGCGGGUGAGAAUGACCAGGAACAAGAUGAUGAGGACGAUGAAGACGAAGAAGACAUCCCUAUGUCCGAUCUGGAAGAUCUAGACGAUGAAGAAAAGGAAGAUAUAAUCCCGCACCAGCGCCUGACAAUCAACAACACCGUCGCUCUCACCGCAGCACUGAAACGAAUUGCGCUCCCCAUCUCCAAACUUCCUUUCUCCGACCAUCAGUCCAUUACCACUUCCGAAAAAGUCUCCAUACCCGAUGUUUCGGACGAUCUGAAUCGCGAACUUGCUUUCUACUCACAAUCACUCUCCGCUGUCAAGGAGGCCCGCAAACUCUUGAAAGCAGAAGGCGUCCCCUUCACCAGACCCACAGACUACUUCGCAGAGAUGGUGAAAGCAGAUGAGCAUAUGGCAAAGAUCAAGGCGAAGCUGAUCAGCGAGGCGGCGAGUAAGAAAGCCAGCGCCGAGGCGCGGAAACAGCGAGACUUGAAGAAAUUCGGCAAGCAGGUCCAGGUUGCGAAACUGCAAGAGCGCGCCAAGGAGACAAAGCAGACGAUGGAGAAGAUUAAGGUCUUGAAGCGGAAGCGUCAAGGCGCCGAUACGGACGCUACAAAUGAAGCAGAUCUCUUCGACGUAGCUGUCGACGACGAGAUCAACAGCGCCAAACCGUCGAGAAAAGACCGCAUGGGUCCCAACAAAAGACAAAAGAAAGAUGCGAAGUACGGCUACGGAGGCAAGAAGCGCUUUGCGAAGAGCGGGGACGCGAUGUCGAGUGGUGAUCUGCGCGGCUUCUCAGCCAAGAAGAUGAAGGCGGGUGCGAAGCAGCGGCCGGGGAAGUCUAGGCGGGCGGGGGCAAAGAGAUGAGUGAUCAAGUCGUAAUCGUCGUCGUCGUAGUAGUAGCGAUAUAUCUAGUCUUCCUGUCUUGUCAAAAAAUUGGAGGGAGGGAUGGCGUUUUCACCUGGGAUCGGUGGGCAGCAUUUUACAUAUUUGCCCCUUCUGUUAUCGUGGUCGGUGCAUCAAAUGAAGGGUUGUAGAUAGAUGUACC
This is a messenger RNA of Amorphotheca resinae ATCC 22711, 1360 nucleotides long. RefSeq lists its product as hypothetical. The transcript has 3 exons. Gene Ontology annotation, cellular component: nuclear periphery; preribosome, large subunit precursor; nucleolus. The record is from RefSeq and is a predicted model, not a curated record. The coding region runs from base 46 to 1179 and encodes 377 amino acids. NCBI's taxonomy places the organism in Eukaryota, Fungi, Ascomycota, Leotiomycetes, Helotiales, Amorphothecaceae. Gene Ontology annotation, biological process: rRNA processing; ribosomal large subunit biogenesis.